AUGUCAGCGUAUUCCACGCAUGGCGAUGCUGGAAAAGCAAAAGGGUUUUACGAUAGAAUGCCCGAGAAGACAAUGCUCUCGUGGACAUCUAUGAUGGCUGCAUAUACCACAGCUGGGGAUUUUGAGCGUGUCAAAUGGUGUUUUGAUCAUAUGCCCAUGCGGGACGUUGCGGCAUACAAUGUCAUGCUGAACGCGUACUUAGACGAUGGUAACAUAUUUACGAUGAGAAUUUUGUUUGAUGAGCUUCCAGAAAAAGACAUAAUCUCAUACACAACGAUGCUGUCUGCUUAUUCCCAAAGUGGGAAUCUUGAAGAAGCAAAGAUGGUAUUUGAUGGAAUGCCAUGGAGGAGCAUCUACUCCUGGAACGCACUGCUCGUAGGAUAUGCCGAGAAUCAAGACCUGGAGGAUGCGAGGUAUUUCUUUGAUCGCAUGCCACAAUGGAAUGUAGUUUCCUGGACAAUAAUGAUUUCUGCAUAUGCCAAGGCCUUUCGCAGCACAGACGCCAUGAGCUUGUUUAGAGAGAUUCCAGAGUGGGAUAUAGCUUUGUCCAAUGCAGUUCUGAAUGGUUUCAAUGAAUCAAGGGAUUUGGAAAAGGUAAAACGAUUCUUUGACGAGAUGCCGGCUUGGAAUCUAGUCUCCUGGACCACUUGCAUUCAAGCAUUCGCCUUGGAAGGGGAUAUCACAAACUCCCAGAGAAUCUUCGACAUGAUGCCUUGUAAGAACCUGGUUGCUUGGAACGCCAUUCUUUCAGCUUACAUUCAAAAUGGAAACAUCAAAGAUGCCAUCCAUACAUUCAAGGCUAUGCCCCAACACGAUCAAGUGUCAUGGACUAGCAUGCUCUCUGGAUACUCACGCUCCGGGCAUCUUAACGAAGUUGAGUCUUUGUUCGAGCGAUUGCCUUGCAAGUGUCUUUGCUCUUGGAAUUCUCUGCUGGUGGGAUAUGCUGAUAACUUGCAUGUGGAGAAAGCCAAGCAAGUCUUUGAGAAAAUGCCCCAGCAUGAUCAAAUCUCAUGGAAUGCACUGCUUGAGGCAUAUUCUAGAGUUGGCGACCUUGCAAAAGCAAGGGGUAUUUUUGAGGCUAUGCCCGAUAGAAAUAUUGUGUCCUGGAACACAAUGCUCACUGCUGUUUCUUGUAGAAACUACUUGGGGAAUGCAUGGAAGCUUUACAAUAUGAUGCCUGAGCAUGACUUGUUGUACAGGGACACUCUCUAA
Molecule: messenger RNA, 1212 nt
Organism: Selaginella moellendorffii
Lineage: Eukaryota; Viridiplantae; Streptophyta; Lycopodiopsida; Selaginellales; Selaginellaceae
Product: pentatricopeptide repeat-containing protein At4g02750-like
Exons: 2
Coding region: 1-1212 (403 amino acids)
Molecular function (GO): protein binding
Source: RefSeq, a predicted model, not a curated record